AUGUCCACAAAAGAUAUUCAAAAUAGUUAUGGGGAAAAUGAUGUCAAUCAAAAGGAAAGACUCGAUCUACUUGAACAGCUAUAUAAAAAAUUCAUUUCAGUCAUAGACCCAGGCGCAGAAGACCAACAUCUACUACAAUGCAUCCGCGUGCACCAAUCCACACACAACAUCUCUGAUUACGAACUAUUCAACAUGCUCCACAGCAUCGUCAACAACACACCAAAAUACACAUGCAUGCUCGCACUUUUAUACCAAUAUGGCGUUGGCACCACGCGAGACAAUUUCCAAAUGUAUGGUUAUUACAAAGUAGCAGCCGCUCAUGGUGACUUGUUUGGAAUGAACCAACUCGGCUGGUGCUAUCAACAGGGAAUCUACGUUGACCAGGAUCCGGAAAUCGCGUUCAUGUGGUACACAAAAUCAGCACAAUUUGGAAACACAACGGGUCAGUGUAAUUUGGCGUAUUGUUAUUUAGAUGGGAUUGGCACGAAGAUUUGCUGGAGUAAGGGGUUUUAUUGGUUUCUAAAAAGCGCGCAGGGUGGGAUUGCUGUUUCGCAGUAUAAUUUGGCGAGGUUUUAUCGGUAUAGUAUGGGGUUUAAUCGCGACUUGCAUGAAGCUAUAAAGUGGUAUCGGAGGUCGAUGAUGCAAGGAGAUGUGUCUUGGACGCCAGAGUUGGAUGCGCUGUUGCAAAAUGUUGUGGAUAUGGAAGAUUGA
Molecule: messenger RNA, 711 nt
Organism: Ambispora gerdemannii
Lineage: Eukaryota; Fungi; Glomeromycota; Glomeromycetes; Archaeosporales; Ambisporaceae
Source: the annotation of a GenBank genome assembly